CACAUCCGUGUUAAAGAUGAACCCACUAGUGAUGAUGACGUUACACACAGCUGGUGCGACCCUGUCCAGCCCUCACAAAUGGACUACAGUCAUGAAGGUGCUGUUGAUAAGUCUAAGUUGGAACCAGAGGACCUUCCAGGGCUCAGUGAAGCAAGAAAACCAACAUUCAAUGUGAUUGUCAAAGAGGAGGAGGAAGAUGAGGAGGAGGAGGACAUGGUUGACCGAGGUUGGGAGGAGGAGGAAGAUGAGGAGGAGGACAUGGUUGACCGAGGUUCAGACACUGACUACACACCAAGUCCCACUGUGGUAGUGAAGGUGGGAGAACCCAAACCACCAACAAAGAAUAAGAACACAGUAAAGAAACUUCACCAGUGCCCCGACUGUGGUAAAACCUUUGAGAGGCUGUCGCGUCUGAAGAGGCACGAGCCAUCACACUUGAGGAAGAGCAAGCACCCGUGCCCUGACUGCAACCAGUCUUUUGGCAACCUCUCAGUCCUGAAGAAACACAGGGCAACACACAAGAGCACAGAGAAGCUGACUCACCAGUGUCAACAAUGUGGCAAGACGUUUGAGAAGCUAUCGCGCCUCAGAAGGCACCAGCCCGUACACCAGAGGAGAAAGAGGAUGGACCACCCGUGUCCUAAAUGUGGCAAGACCUUCAAGAAGUUAUCCGGCCUGGUUCUGCACGAGCGAGGACACACCGGAGAGAAACCGUUCCCUUGCUCCCAGUGCGGGAAGAGCUUUGCCGACAACCGUCACCGGAAAGUGCACGAGCAGGCUCACCAAGGGAAGCUGGAGAGACCCCACCGCUGCGCUGACUGCGGGAUCUGCUUCCCCAAACCAUCCGAGCUUCGACGGCACCAACGCGCACACACGGGAGAGAAACCGCACCGCUGCCCUGACUGUGGGAAGGCCUAUUCCCGGUCAGAGACUCUGAAGAGGCAUCUUCUCAUCCACACGGGGGAGAGACCUCACCUCUGCACCGAUUGUGGGAAAAGCUUCAUCGAAUUGCAGCAGUUGAAAUCCCACCAGCGGAUUCACACUGGAGAGAAACCAUUCCACUGCCCCGUGUGUGGGAAGGGUUUCUCACAGAGGGGUAACAUGAAGGCACACCAUCGGACUCACACAGGGGAGAAACUUCACCACUGUGCCGACUGCGGGGCCAGUCUCUCCACAUCUUCUAGUUUAAAAGAGCAUCAGCUCAUUCACACAGGAGAGAGGCCCUUCCAGUGUCUGGUCUGUGGCAAACGCUUUCUGCACAUCUGGAGACUCAGAAAACACCAGAAGACACACACCGGACAAACAUAAGGAAGACGUCUCUGUAUGCUUUGAAAGAGCAGCAACUGUAGUGUUGUACUACUACUACUAAUAUUAAUACUACUAAUAUUAAUACUAGGAUUGUGGGUUCAAUUCCUGGGACCACCCAUACAUGAAUGUGUGCAUGCAUAACUGACUGACUGUAAGUUGCUUUGGAUAAAAGCAUCUGCUAAAUGGCUGUUAUUAUUAAUAUCAGCAACCCAGAACCAACAAAAAUAAUUUAAUUCACUUUAAUAGCUUGCAGUAGGGAUCUGCUUGUGAGUAUUCAAAUUACAUAUGUGUACAGAGGGGGGUGUACUACAAAGCAGGAUCAAUUAGUUAUCCAGCUAACUUUGAUAAGCAACCAGAAAUAUCUAUUGAUUUUUCUGACUAAUUAAUACAUUCAACAUUAGAUAUGCGUUGUUGGUUGAGUCAGUUAAACAAUGCCAAUUCCAAGCUUAUCUUUCUAAAACAAGAAAAGGUCAUCACAAUAUUUAGACAAGCUGGCUAACUCAUUGAAUCGGCUUUGUAGUUUACCCCUCUGGUCUACGCCUUGUCCCAUUUUUAAUGAACACUGAACAAUGCUCUUUAUACGUAUGACAUAACAAUUUUAAUGGUACAUUUAAUAGUCUUAUGUUUUGUAUGUGUGUGUGUGCACAUUUUACUGUACUUGUGAGUACCAGAAGUCCUCAUGAAUAGUAAACUAACUAAAAUUCA
This is a messenger RNA of Salvelinus namaycush (lake trout), 2013 nucleotides long. RefSeq names its product zinc finger protein 239-like. The transcript is spliced from 4 exons. The coding region runs from base 79 to 1308 and encodes 409 amino acids. NCBI's taxonomy places the organism in Eukaryota, Metazoa, Chordata, Actinopteri, Salmoniformes, Salmonidae. The record is from RefSeq and is a predicted model, not a curated record.